Molecule: messenger RNA, 7816 nt
Organism: Paramuricea clavata
Lineage: Eukaryota; Metazoa; Cnidaria; Anthozoa; Malacalcyonacea; Plexauridae
Source: the annotation of a GenBank genome assembly
GUUUACUCUACUCAAUUUGCGCACUUGGCCUGUCAUGCUUGAAAUCUUUCACUAUAUAUUAAUAGCUAGUCCAAUAUGAUACAAAAUUUUAUGUUCCUUGCUCUGGUGUAUCUUUUAAGCCAAUGUGUGGUGUCAGCAGAGGUAACUCCUGCUGCCGAAAGACCGAAUUUUGUAGUAUUCUUGGUCGAUGAUUUGGGCAUAGGAGAUAUUGGUUGUUUCGGUAAUGAUACGAUUAAAACACCCAAUAUUGAUAAUCUGGCAUCACACGGAGCGAAGUUGAAUCACAAUUUAGCACCAGAAUCCGUAUGUACACCAAGCCGUGCAGCUACACUCACUGGGCGAUAUGCAAUUCGCUCUGGGAUGGCAUCAGGGCCAGGUGAAAUGAGGAUGUUUAUAAAUAUUGCAACGUCGGGGGGAUUGCCAAGCAACGAGACUACCAUCGCUGAAAUAUUGCAGGAAUCUGGUUAUAAAACAGGUAAAGCACUCUUAAUUGAUCUUUUCAAUAGUGAGUGAGUGCAAUUCAAUUUAAAACAAAUUCCGAAUUCGGGGGGUUCGCGACGCCAUCUUGAAAGUAUUGUUUCCACUAAAAUUUACCCCCACUUGCAAAUUUAUCUAUAGGGAAUUACUAGGAAUUCCAUUGUUUUCACUAUCUGAUGUUUGUCCCACUUGGCAAGAUGUCGUCGUGAACAGUUCAACACCGAAUUAAAUUAUGUAUCUUUAUCUUGGAUCAGUCCAAGUUGCAUAUCUUCUGCAUUUGCUUUAUUUUAUAUUUUUUCAAAUUGUUGGCUGGAAAUGGAUUUGGGGGGAUCCGCACGAUAUUGUGGAUGUUUACGGUAAAACAUAUGUCGGAGGACUUGAAUUGAUCUCCAACAAAUACGCUUGAAGAAUUAGUUCUAGGAACUUUAUUCUUUAAUCAAAAAUAUAAACAUGACAUUUACUGAAUCUCGGUUGUUUGAACAUAUAUUAUUACGAAACAAGUUGUUUCGUAAUAAUAUAUUUUACAUGCAUCUCAUAAUUAAUAUCUUGUUAUUCACUUCUCUCAGUGUAAAACCCCAAUCUCGUUCCCCGAGCCUGCGAUCCUCGGGAAGGAACGUGAGGCUCUGGGAUAAUCCGUUGCCGGAAGCCAGGAAUCCUGGCUAAGAUUGAACUACGCAUUCCAUUUCAACGGCCAAUCAGAUUCCUCCUUGAAACGGAUUAUUCCAGAGCCUCGCGUUCCUUCCAAAGGAUCGCAGGCUCGGGGAACGAGAUUGUGUAAAACCCAUACAAAAAAAACUCGUCUCGAAUGUUUUAAAUUUACAGUACAAUUUCCAGACGAUGUUUACAUUAGCGGAUUAAUAGCCCAUCCCUUUUUGUCUCGUCCGAGUCCACUUCCUACGCUCUCUUUCUAAAUAUAUUAUAAUGUUAUAAACUAUUUACUAAAGGUUACUAAACUUCGAUAUACCUACGGAAUGGUUUGGUCUAAUAAACCAUCUACAAACGUUCAAAUUUGUGACUAAUGUUCUUCUGUUUCUUCUUCAGCGAUUAUUCGGAUGUUUUCGUUAGCAGUGGUUGCUGCAUGUCUUCUUGGUCUGAACUCUGAAUUCGUGGGCUCUUGGAUCCAAAAUGGUUUUCGGUGUCGUUCUAUCACAAGAUAGCUCAAUUGGGUAAAGGUGUUAAAUGGUCCUCUCUAAGUUGGAUUUACCAGCUCUUAGUCUUACUGCUCGAACGAUCCCAUCUCUACCUUUGAUCAAAUUUUUCGACAACCGCAAUUUUCCAUUUAUCUCUGUUCCGCUCAUCUACUUUGAUGAGGACAACAUCUCCAGUUUUAAUGAGCAUCUCUUUGGUUUUAUUCUUCAUAUUAUGUCGUCCUCUCAAGUGGCUUUCAGAUAUUCAGAUGACCAUCUCGACCACCAGGCAUCCUUGCAUUUCUUUAUAUACUUUGCUCUUUCUCAAUCUCAGGUCAGCAUUUUCGUCUGAGAGGUCCAUGUUUUCUGACUACGGGUGAUGGCGCAAAUUAGUAAUUGUAGGUCAUCCUCUACCAGGGGCGUAGGAACCGGGGGGGCCAGGGGGGCCAUGCCCCCCCCCCAAGUUUUGGCAAGUGCCCUUUUUACAGAAGCAAAGUGCCCUUUUUGUGCCUGAAAAAUUUUCAUAAAAUUCGCAGUUUUUGUCCAAACGAAACUUUUGAAAACUGUAAUGUAGGUUUUUUCCUGAAAAAUGUUUUAGUUUCCGAUAAAAAUAUCAUAUAUUUGUUUUUCCGGAAAAAAUUUUUAGUAUUUAAGGAAAGAUAUGGUAUGUCCGGAAAAUUUUUUUACCCCUAAAAUGGUACACUGACCGAAAUUUUUUUGGCGACGGGGGGGGGGAGGUCGCCAAAAAUUUUUUUUGAGAUGCCCUUUUUUUUUGAAAGUGCCCCUCAAAGCCUGCCCCCCCCCCCAACUUUUCUAAGCUUGCUACGCCCCUGUCCUCUACAUAUCUCAGUGGUCGGUGUUCAAAAUUAUCUCGAUAUCCAGCAACACCUCUUCCAAUUCGUUCAAGCUCUAUUUGGCCUUCCCAAUUGUGUUGUACAACGCCUGCUUCACUAAUCCGACCGUCCGUUCGUUUUUGGCCGCCCCACCAUGGGGCUCGACUGAGGUUGAAUUUCCAGACAAUUUUCUGUUUCCCAAGCCAGCCAAGAAGCUGUUCGUCUUUCAUGGCCUUUCGUAACCAAUGGGCUGCGGCGACAUUAUCGAUAUAGAUUUUAUCAGGACGACUGCGUCUCGCAAUAAAACGUUUGAGGCUUGAGAUGCAUUCUUCUGUUGUCUGCUGCUUUCCAGUGGUACGUAUAAUUUCGCAGUACAACACAACCCGCGUCCCAUUUUUCUUGUAUUUUAAUUCAAGCACAGCAGUUGGAUGCUCAGCUUGUUCUUUCACUCUGCUGUGGUGGUGACUUUAUUACAGUUGAUGAAUUUGUGCUUGUCACUCUUGCAGUAUACACAUGGUCUGGGUUUCCACUCUUCGUUCUUGGUUUGAUAAUUUCUCCCGCGUCUUCUUCUUUCCAUCUGCUCCUUGUCGUGUUCUCGAUCCACUUGUUUAAUUGGAUUUUUCUCGGCCCACUUGUGCAAUGGCUCAAUAAGGGGUUGAAUCCCCCAGUCUUGGUGCGGACUAGGUCUCCUCUGAUUGCUUUGGGCUUGGAGUAGUGUCGCCUGUACGUAGCCAGAGUGUUUAGUUUAGAGUGUUUCCAACGAUUGAACGCUCGAUAGCAACUUUUCGUAAAAUCACGAAUUUUUGUUAUAGUAGCCCCCACCCCCUCUGAUAGUAGGCAAGGAUAAAAUACUUUGCACGUACGCAUUAAUGAUCUCACUCUCCUUUUCAUAUUUAGUCUUAAGAAUGUUUUUCGCCCUUCGUUCGUCAAUAGUCGAGAAUGUUUUUCGCCCUUCGUCCAUCAAGGGAGUCCGUCAAUGGUCGUUCGUACUUUAGGCUCGAGUUGUUCUAACUUUUAAAUAUGAAAUUUAGUUACCUUUGCAAUUUCCACCCGAUAUAUUUCCGUCUCGAAUUAGCUCAAAAUGUCAGUCAGAUCCGUGGGUACACUUUUGAACUUUGUCAUGGGCGUACCGGGCGGGGGGGGGCGGGGGGGGGGCGGUAGACCCCCUCCAGAUUUUUGGGCAGUCGGGCAAUAUUCGCUGAACAGUCGGGCAAUUUUGGUUAAUUAAAAAAAUAAAUGUGACAAAUUCUGUAAAUUUUGCGGAAAAUUUUGUGAAAUUUUCCAAAAUUUUGUAGGUUCCGGACAAUAAUGGUAUGACCGAAAAAAAUUUUUGACCCCUAAAAUGGUACACUGACCGAAAUUUUUUUGGCGACGGGGGGGGUGGGGGGGGAGGUCGCCAAACCAAAUUCCGGAAAAAAUUUUUCGGUACUUGUCGGGCAAAAUCCGGAAAAGUCGGGCAAAUUUCUUGCCGCCCCCCUAAAUUUUUCCUUCCGGUACGCCCAUGAACUUUGUUAUGAUAAGUUUUGGUACUGUAGCUUUGUGUGGAUUGUUUUAUUCUCUUUCUUUUUAGUAGACUCCAAUACAAAUCUUAUUUCUUCUUUCAUCUUUAAUGCAAAUCUUAUCUGAUAGGGCAUUUCUGUCAUAUGGACAGUUACCUACCACAUAGAAAAUUCUCAUUUUCUUUAUUUUCUAUUUAUUUUUUGAUUAGCAACACAUAAAUUACAAGGUACUGAGCAAAAGGACUCGUAGUCCCCUACUAGGCUGUAUACCAAAAUGUAAUAAUAAUAGUAAUAAUAACUACAAGCAAAAAAGAAUAUAGGUAAAAAUGAUAACUUUAACAUGUACUACAUGGAGUUAAAGUAUUAAUACUACGACAUUUAACACAAAUAAGUUUAUACGUUCGAAUGUUAUCCUGAUCAAAGACCAUUCUUAAUCGUUCAAAGUACAAGUUCCUAAGUUUGAAGAUUCAUUCUCUUUCAUUUUAGUAGACUCCAAUUGCGAAUUCUUCUUUAAUACAAAUCUUAUUUCUUCUUUCAUCUUUAAUGCAAAUCUUAUCUGAUAGGGCAUUUCUGUCAUAUGGACAGUUACCUAUUACCCAGAAAAUUCUCAUUUUCUUUAGAAACAACCUAGCUCUUUAAAACUCAUUUUCGUUAAACACAAGUCCUCUUGAAUACGGUGCUGAACAUUUAAAGCUUUGAGCAGAGUUUAAAAGCGACCUCAUCGAGUCAUUGUGGUGAACUUUAUUAUGAAACGGAAACGUCUUUAAUAUAGAAUUUUAGAUUUACGGGGAGCAGCUGCAACCUGUGGCCCUGUGAUUCCGGUGCAGCGCUCUUACCACUGGGCUACAGAGUCCAGUUGCCGAGCAUUAGCCACAAGUUCAUCUAUAUGUAUAUUAAGGUGAUAUCAGUGUUAGGUAUAUAGAUAAAGAUCAAGAAUUUGGGCAUCUCGAUCAAUAGAAUUGAAUAUAGAUGGCACUUUUGUAGAUGGAAUUUUCGAACGAUAAUUUAUACAAUUUUAGACCUUAUCGGAUCCAACUGCGGCCCUGCGAUUCCAGUGCAGCGCUCUGACGUCCAGUUGCAGAGCUUUAACCACAAGUUCUUGUAUAAUAUGUAGUAAGGUGAUGCCAGUUUUAGGUACAUGGAUAAACAUAAUGAUUUUGGUAAUCUCGAUCGAUAGAAUUGUAAACUGAUAGAUGGGAUUUUUGUGGAUGAAAUUUACAAAAAUAACAUUUACAUUCAAUUCCAUCGAUCGAGAAGCCAAGGUAAGCUGCGGAUUGAUAGGGAUACAACUACCUGAAAAAUACAAGGAGAACGUCGACGUUUACUAAUUUCCCGACGAAGAGCCUUCCCUCGAAACGUCGAAGUUCUCCUUAUCAAUCCGCAGCUUUCUUAUUUUUGGCACUUCCUACACUGGCACAGACCGUUCGAAUUAAAUUGAAUUUACCUCUCUAAUGCGUAUAUUAUUAGAAUCAUGUAUCGACUGUACCACAAGUAUUCGUAGAUAUAAUAUGAUUCUAAAUUGUCUCACUCCAGGUGUGAUUGGUAAAUGGCAUCUUGGACUAAACUGUAAUGAUAACAAAGAUGGCUGUUACCUCCCCAUGAACAAUGGUUUUGAUGAAUUCUAUGGCUUACCUAUGACGAAUAUCCGUGCUGCUUGUGGCUCAAUAGAAGAUGGCUCGAAAUUUGAGACUUAUCUUUGGACACUUGGAAAACCUCUAAUGAUAUCCAGUGUAAUAUUUUGGCUGGCCUUAAUGUGGGUUGGAUUCCUUUCGCGAAAGACUACGUUUUUAUUAAUGUUUUUCUCAAUGGUGAUUUUAUCUAUACCAUUGCUAUUCGGUAAGUGGGCGUAUGCGCAAUCUAUUUGUGUGUUAAUGCGUGGAUAUGACGUUAUUGAACAACCACUUAUCUUGGAAAACCUCACAAUACGGUUCACAGACGAGGCUAAACGAUUUAUUUACAAAAACAAAGAGGAGCCAUUCUUUCUUUUCAUGUCCUACGCUAAGGUGCACACGUCUCUUUUCUCAUCACCACAGUUCAAAGGUCACAGCGUUCACGGUCGCUAUGGUGACAAUGUCGAAGAGAUGGAUUGGAGUGUAGGAGAGAUUGUCUCAAGUCUUGAACGUGAAAAUAUAUUGGAUAACACAUUCAUAUAUUUUACUUCGGAUCAUGGGCCGUUCCUUGAAGAGGUGGUUGAUUCUGGGGAAUAUUGUGGAGGAUCGACUGGGCUUUAUCGAGGAGGUUAGUAAAACAUUCCGAGAAGGUUGUGUACAGUUUCACGACUAACAUAGGCAGCGAAAGAUUUGUUUGCUUACGGGACUGUUAGGCAAAUUCUGGGGAAACAUGCUCCUCUAGAAACGUUUGAAAUCUGGACUCUCUGAAAUAGCAUUUCCUGCGUUCUUGGGAGGGAAGAUCGUAUGUGCAAAAAUGUAUUCGUUUUGUUUAUUUUACAUUUCAUAGUUCAUACAGCGAAGAAUUUGAUACUUUCAUAUAAAGUUGUCCCACUAUAUGAUCUUUUUCUUGGGGCUGCGGGCGUUAGCUCCCUCACUUCUACUUCUUGGGGGGAGCUAUUGCCCCCUAGCUCCCUUCGUUCUCGCCAUCUGUGACAACGAAGAAUUGUUUCUUACCAAUGUUUCCAGAUGGUGACAAACCAGGAAGCAAUGCUUUCCCAACAAAAAUCAAUUGGAAAAGCAAACUAUGUUUUUGAAUUUGUCUGAAAACGUAUUAGUCUUGUUGGAACAACGUACUUGUGGCAAGUCUGUUACCGUCAUCAACCUUGUAACAAGGUAAUAACUUGUUCUAGACUAGCCACAAAAAAUGGGAACAAACAGCACAAACACAUCCUGAUCACAAGUUGUUGAAACUGUAUUGGUACAAAUCAGCUGCAGGUUUGUUAAAAGAUGUGCGUUUUCACGUGUGUAGUUUGAUGAGACAUACGCCGCAUUUCUGUAGUUUAAUGGUAAUAUAUGAGGUAAAGAUUGGAGGGCUGUGGAUGUAUGUCCUUGAGCUAAUUUCUUGUAAGCCCAUCACCAAUAAUUUUGGUUUACCUAUCUGUCUUCCUUUCGGUCUCAUGUAAACGAGGUUUUGUAUUAAAAUCUGACUUGUUUCAACACUUGCAGGUAAAGGUCAAAGUUGGGAAGGUGGGAUCCGUGUUCCGACUAUUGCCAUGUGGAAGAAUCAUAUCCCAGAAGGAAUAACAAUAAAUGAAGCAACAAGCACAAUGGAUAUCUUCACAACAAUGGCUCAAAUUGCUGGUCGUGAUAUUCCCAAUGACAGAAUCGUUGACAGUAAAAAUAUUCUUCCAUUGUUAACACAAGAAGUGGCUGUAUCUCCUCAUCAGUUUAUGUUUCACUAUUGUGGCCAUGCAAUCCAAGCUGUACGAUACAGACCUCUAACGGGAAAUGUGACAUGGAAAGCUCACUUUAUCACUCCAAACUGGGAUCCAGGGACUGAAGCAUGCGUAUCAACACUCUCUACCUGUUUAUGUUUCGGCAAACAUGUAAUCCACCAAGAUCCACCUUUGCUCUAUGAUAUCACCAACGAUCCCUAUGAGAGACACCAACUAGAUACCACGCAAUAUGAAGAUAUUAUUACGAAAAUAAAGGAAGCAAUGAAGAAACACACGCAGGGAAUAAAACCUGUUCCGAACCAGAUGGGAUAUCCAAAUGCUUGGUGGAGUCCACGGCGUCAACCCUGUUGUAACUUUCCAUAUUGUUCUUGUAUUGAAUCUUGAUUCUUUAAAUGCAAGGAAUGGCUUAGUAGUUUUGAAUACUGAUUUUUAUUUUACGGACUGUCCACUGUGUAGAGUCUUAAUUAAACAUUGAUAGAUUCAUCUAUUAUCUUGAUUAAUAUAUUACCGCGCUAUAAAGCACACCUUGUUUAA